Messenger RNA from Pseudozyma flocculosa PF-1, 2181 nucleotides. RefSeq lists its product as uncharacterized. Gene Ontology annotation, biological process: attachment of mitotic spindle microtubules to kinetochore; kinetochore assembly; spindle attachment to meiosis I kinetochore. The coding region runs from base 1 to 2181 and encodes 726 amino acids. Gene Ontology annotation, molecular function: centromeric DNA binding. The record is from RefSeq and is a predicted model, not a curated record. Lineage: Eukaryota; Fungi; Basidiomycota; Ustilaginomycetes; Ustilaginales; Ustilaginaceae. Gene Ontology annotation, cellular component: kinetochore. The transcript has 4 exons.
AUGCCACCCUCCCAGGCUUCCCGGCGCUUCCAUGGCGCCGGGGUGGGCUCGCGCACCGGCCUGCGCCUCUCUGCGGUUGCGCGCGACGAGGAUGGCUUCGAAAACCUCGAUGACUUCUACAAGGCCAGCCAGCGGGCGAUGGACCAGGGACAGGCCUCCGACGAAAACGACGAUGAGGAGAGCUACGUAGAAGACAGCCGGGCCGGCGACACCCUCGGCGACCUGACUCGAUCCACCGUCAGGGGUGGCAGAGCCCGACAGAGCCUCGCGAGCGGCAAGGGCAUCGGCAGCAGCAGCAUGGACCUCGAGAGCAGCAUGGCCCCCUCUCCUCGCUCCGCGAUACGCAGGUCGUACGGAUCCAACCGUGCGGCAGCGACAGAGUCCGACGUAAACUACGAUGAGAUCCCAGGCUCCACUUCAAGAUCCCGCAUCGGUGCGGCGCGCGCCAAUGGCGGUUCGCGUCCUUCGGUGGCAACAAGCCGGAACGCAGACCCAAACGGCUACGACGACGACGCCGGCGACGACCAGGACGACGAAGAGAUCGCCGACGUCUCUGGCGGCAGCCGAGCUUUCGAUUUCAGCGGCAUGGGCGGCGAGGAGUAUGCUGCAAUGGAGAGCGGGCCGGAGGAAGAGGAGGAUGAGGAGGUGGUGCUUCCGCGGGCUUCUGACAAAAGGCGAGCACCGGCUGCCGGCCUCGCGGCGCGGAAAGCAGCCAGUCAGAAGAAGGCCGCCCCGCAGAGUACGAGGCCGGCCUACGUCGACUCCGACGAGGGUGCCGAUGGCAUGGCUGAGUCCGCCGAGGUGGAGAGCGAGCUGCUCGCCGACCCAGCGAGCCCAGACGCAAGCCUCUCUGACCGGCAGGUGGAGUCGGUCGAGCGCGACGUGGGCCCGUCAGCACUGAGAAGCACUACAGCAGGAAGGGCGGAAAAGGCUGCAGCUGCACAAAAGCCGACAAAGGCAAAGGCAAAAGUCGGCCGGCCAAAGAAGUCGUCGACGACGGCCACAAACACAAAGAAGCGAAAGGCGGCGACGCAGCGGCACUCGGACGAGUCGGAGGCUGGGUCCGACGCCGAAGAGCCGCAGCAUGGAAACCGCAUCCGGGUCGACAAGGCGCGGCUAACCUCAAGCCAGCCCGCUUACUCGCAGACGGUGGUGGUGGAGAAGGUCGAUCGACGGUCCGAGCGGGCCGGUAGCAUCAACCUCGACGGCGUGCGGAGAUCGACGAGGCAGCGAUUCAAGCCCGUCGACUACUGGCGCGGCGAGCGGAUUGUCUACGGCCGACCGAGCCUGCCAGCAGGCAUGACUGCCGAGGACCUGCGCGCGCAGAUGCUAGGCGACGAGCGGUACUCGGCGCCCGUGCCCGUGGUCAAGGAGAUCAUCCGCUUCGAGCGGAAACCUGGCGACCCGACCUUUGCCGGCAUGGGCAAGCGACCCAAGGCCAAGAAAAAGGCCGGCAGGGAGCCAGCCCGAAAACGGGCAAGGACACCGGGCAGCGACGACGACGACGACGACGACUCGAUGGACGGGCCAGAUCCGACGGCGAGGACCGUGCACCCCGAGGCCGGAUGGGACCGCAACCUGACCUCGCUCGGCGCCGUAAUGGAUCCCGAGACGGGCCAGGAGGUCGAGAUACCCGUUUCUUUUGCGGACCACAUGGUCAAGUACAAGGACACCUACGGCGGCUUUCAAUUCUUCAAGGCGUUCAGUAUUCAGUCGGAGAUGGCGGGCGGGCGGAUGCGCAUCAUGCCGGGCGCCAGCAAGGCGACCAAGUCGAGCAGGAACAACCACUACUUCUUCUUCGUCUUUGAAGGAGCCGUCAACGUCCAGAUCCACCGGCGGCAGUUUACCCUGUGCCCCGGCGGCAUCUUUUACGUGCCCGCAGGCAACACCUACUCGAUCACCAACAUCUGCCAGAGGGAGGUGCACAUCGCGUUUGCGCAGAUGCGCAAGGCCGACUUUGACGCAGAGCAUCUGGGUAACCUCACCGAGGCGGGCGAGUUUACGCAGGCCCUCAUCGGAUCCCAGAGCAUGGCGAGGCCCGCCAGGUAUGCCGCAGCUGCCGACGAGACCGCGUCUGCAGACGACACCGCCGACACCACGCCCGGUCGCGGGGCCAGCGGCGCUCGCACAGGGGCCCGCGGCCGUGGCCGUGGCCGAGGAAGAGGAAGAGGCAGGGCCUGA